GGCUGCCAAGCCCUCAGUCCCCUCCGAGCUUUGGCCGGGCUGGCCGUCGGGUGCUACCCCCUGCGUUUUGCACGGAACGCGGGCAUCUCUCGGAGUCUCAGGACUGAGGAUGGAUGCCAUCUGCACCUGAGAGAAGAGUUGCCAUGCCAGGUAAAGGAAAAAAGGGGAAAGGCUCAGGCAAGCCCCGGGGGAAGAAGCCAAAGAAGCAGGAAGUGGACAUUCUGAGCCCGGCGGCCAUGCUGAACCUGUACUACAUCGCCCACAACGUGGCCGACUGCCUGCACAUGCGCGGCUUCCGGUGGCCAGGGGCCCCGAAGACCAAGAAGGGAAAAGCAAAGGUUAAGUAGCAGCGUGUCCCAGACACCCCUCUCCGAGAGAGCAGGGCUGGGGAGGAAGAAUCGGGGUGCUGCAAAAAAACACAAACAAACAACCCAACAAGGAGACGUGCCAAGCGGACUGAAGACGGCUUGAGGCGCGGCUGCCGUCCGCUUCUCCAGCCAUGAGAGCUGAGCAGCUGCGAGCUCCUGGGCUGGGGGCCUCAGAAGGCAGCCAUUCCUGCCCAGGUGUGGAAUCGGCCAUCCUUUGAAAAUCCCCUUACGGUUCCGGUGGGCAUUAAAUCUUGCUUUCGAAGGCA
This is a messenger RNA of Echinops telfairi (small Madagascar hedgehog), 634 nucleotides long. It is a transcript of the gene SMKR1, whose product is annotated as small lysine rich protein 1. The coding region runs from base 114 to 347 and encodes 77 amino acids. Lineage: Eukaryota; Metazoa; Chordata; Mammalia; Afrosoricida; Tenrecidae. The record is from RefSeq and is a predicted model, not a curated record. The transcript has 2 exons.